GGAGCUGAAAUCGCGGAGCGGGAUGCCUGAGGGCGCUGUGAGCCAGGCUGCCCUACCGCCCCGGGGCUGGUGAGGCUGGACCCAAGCGGGGGCGUUGACGAGUAUCAGGGGCUUCUGAGGCGGGUGAAAGAGAAAGGUCCAGGGCCCGUGUGGAGGGCAGAAAGCGAGCUCCGGAGGGUCGGGGGAAGGAGGCUGCCGUGGCAGAACGGGUUGCUGGGCCACAGCGAGCCCCGCCGCGCCGAGUGCCCCUGGCUGCUAGUGCAGGUACCCAGGCCCGGUGAGGAACUCGCCGGUGGCCUCGGCGGCCUUGUCACUUGGACACCGCAGUUGCCGUGGGAACAUCUGGGAAUUAACGGGGACCAGACCGGCCACCAGUCCUACUCGGGCCCAGCCCAUCUCUUCAGUUAAACGCUGCUGGCAGGCGUGGCCCUGGCAUUUCUUCGCGGCUCAGGAUUUUCCCCCUCUUUUCAUGGGUCCGUGAGAGGGCAUACUGGAAGGUUCCGUGGGAAGGCAGUGCCGCUGUUAAGACAAGUCCCAAGACUGGACCAGAAUCUGUCCUAAGGGGCUCCUCAUCAUGAUGGCUAUGGAAGGGUCAACGAUUACCAGCCGGAUAAAGAACCUGCUGCGAUCCCCAUCCAUCAAAUUACGCAGGAGUAAGGCAGGAAACCGGCGAGAGGACCUCAGCUCCAAGGUGACCUUGGAGAAGGUGCUGGGAAUAACAGUAUCUGGAGGCAGAGGACUUGCCUGUGACCCCCGGUCAGGUUUAGUUGCCUACCCUGCUGGGUGUGUGGUCGUGUUGUUCAAUCCCCGGAAACACAAACAGCACCACAUCCUCAACAGUUCCAGGAAAACCAUCACUGCCCUUGCCUUCUCCCCUGAUGGCAAGUACUUGGUCACUGGAGAGAGUGGGCAUAUGCCUGCCGUGCGGGUUUGGGACGUAGCUGAGCAUAGCCAGAUGGCAGAGCUGCAAGAACAUAAGUAUGGUGUGGCUUGUGUGGCCUUCUCCCCUAGUGCCAAGUACAUUGUCUCUGUGGGCUACCAGCAUGACAUGAUCGUCAACGUUUGGGCCUGGAAGAAAAACGUUGUGGUAGCCUCCAACAAGGUGUCCAGUCGGGUGACAGCAGUGUCCUUCUCUGAAGAUUGCAGCUACUUUGUCACUGCAGGCAAUAGGCACAUCAAAUUCUGGUACCUUGAUGACAGCAAGACCUCAAAGGUGAAUGCCACUGUGCCCCUGCUGGGCCGCUCAGGGCUGCUGGGGGAGCUACGUAACAGCCUGUUCACUGAUGUGGCCUGUGGCCGAGGGAAGAAGGCUGACAGCACCUUCUGCAUCACAUCCUCAGGGCUGCUAUGCGAGUUCAGCGACCGGAGGCUUUUGGAUAAGUGGGUGGAGCUGAGAAACACAGACAGCUUCACAACCACAGUGGCCCACUGCAUCUCUGUGAGCCAAGACUAUAUCUUCUGUGGCUGUGCUGAUGGCACUGUGCGCCUUUUCAACCCCUCUAACCUGCACUUCCUCAGCACCCUGCCUCGACCCCAUGCCCUGGGGACAGACAUUGCCAGCGUCACUGAGGCCAGUCGCCUCUUCUCUGGAGUGGCCAAUGCCAGGUAUCCAGACACCAUUGCCUUGACCUUUGAUCCUACGAAUCAGUGGCUGUCUUGUGUGUACAACGAUCACAGCAUUUAUGUUUGGGAUGUGAGGGACCCCAAGAAAGUGGGCAAGGUGUAUUCGGCUCUGUAUCAUUCCUCUUGCGUCUGGAGUGUGGAGGUGUACCCUGAGGUGAAGGACAGUAACCAGGCCUGCCUGCCCCCCAGUUCCUUUAUUACCUGUUCCUCAGACAACACCAUUCGCCUGUGGAACACAGAGAGCUCCGGGGUACAUGGUUCCACCCUGCACCGAAACAUCCUCAGCAACGACCUCAUUAAGAUCAUCUAUGUGGAUGGGAACACUCAGGCCCUUCUGGACACUGAGCUGCCUGGAGGAGACAAAGCUGAUGGGUCCCUGAUGGAUCCCCGUGUGGGCAUCCGCUCUGUGUGUAUCAGCCCCAACGGACAGCAUCUAGCCUCAGGGGACCGUAUGGGCACGCUUAGAGUGCACGAACUGCAGUCUCUGAGUGAGAUGCUAAAGGUAGAGGCCCAUGACUCGGAGAUUCUGUGCCUGGAGUACUCUAAGCCAGACACAGGUCUGAAGCUGCUAGCAUCAGCGAGCCGGGACCGGCUGAUCCAUGUUCUGGAUGCUGGGCGGGAAUAUAGCCUACAGCAGACACUGGACGAGCACUCAUCCUCCAUCACUGCUGUCAAGUUUGCAGCGAGCGAUGGGCAAGUCCGCAUGAUCAGCUGUGGAGCGGACAAGAGCAUCUACUUCCGCACUGCACAGAAGUCUGGAGAUGGAGUACACUUUACACGGACACACCAUGUGGUACGGAAGACGACCCUCUAUGACAUGGAUGUGGAGCCUAGUUGGAAAUACACGGCCAUUGGUUGCCAGGACCGAAAUAUUCGGAUCUUUAACAUUAGCAGUGGGAAGCAGAAGAAGCUGUUUAAAGGGUCACAGGGUGAGGAUGGCACUCUCAUUAAGGUGCAGACAGACCCCUCAGGGAUCUACAUUGCCACCAGCUGUUCCGACAAGAACCUCUCCAUUUUUGACUUCUCCUCAGGCGAGUGCGUGGCCACCAUGUUUGGCCACUCAGAGAUUGUCACUGGCAUGAAAUUUAGUAAUGACUGCAAACAUCUCAUCUCUGUGUCAGGGGACAGCUGCAUAUUUGUGUGGCGCCUAAGCUCUGAGAUGACCAUUAGCAUGAGGCAGCGUCUGGCCGAGCUGCGCCAGCGUCAGCGAGGGAUCAAGCAGUACGGACCUUCUUCUCCCCAAGGGACUUCUGGACCUAACCGGCCCCAGGCCCCAUCCAUACUCUGUUCUGGACCAGCUCUCUCAUCAGACAGCGACAAGGAGGGAGAAGACGAGGGUACUGAAGAAGAAGUACUUAUGGCUCUGCCCGUUCUUGCCAAGGGUACCAAGAAAGAUCCAGCCUUGGUCCCCAGCCCAGCCCUUCCCCGAAGCCUGUCCCACUGGGAGAUGAGUCGGGCACAGGAGACGGUAGAGUUCCUGGACCCAGCGCCUGCAGCCAACCCAGGACCCAGAAGAAGGGGGCGCUGGGUUCAGCCAGGCACGGAGCUGAGUGUUCGCUCCAUGCUGGACUUGCGGCAGCUGGAAAAACUGGCUCCAAGCCCUCAGGGCCCCAGCCAGGACUCACUGGCCAUGACGCCAUCUGGUCCUAGGAAGCCUGGUCAGCAGGCCCCUGAGACCUCACUUGCUAGUCAGAAUGAAAAGCUCCCUCAGCCUCAGGCUUCCCAACCCUGUUCCUGCCCCCACAUUAUCCAAUUGUUGUCACAAGAAGAAGGGAUCUUUGCCCAAGAUCUGGAGCCUGCACCCAUUGAAGAUGGUAUUGUCUACCCGGAGCCUAGUGACAGCCCCACCAUGGAUACCAGUGAGUUCCAGGUACAGGCUCCAGGCCGAGGUACCCUGGGAAGAAUGUACCCAGGCAGCAGGGGCUCAGAAAAGCACAGCCCUGACAGUGCUUGCUCUGUGGAUUACAGCAGCAGCCGCCUUUCCAGCCCUGAGCACCCCAAUGAAGACUCCGAGAGCACGGAGCCCCUGAGUGUGGAUGGCAUCUCCUCAGACCUUGAAGAGCCAGCUGAGGGUGAUGAAGAAGAGGAGGAAGAGGAGGGAGGCACUGGCCCUUAUGGGCUACAGGAAGGCAGCCCCCAUACGCCGGACCAGGAGCAGUUUCUAAAACAGCACUUUGAGACUCUGGCCAAUGGGGCUGCUCCAGGAGGCCCAGUAAGGAUACCAGAGAGGACAGAGUCUCGGAGUAUUUCUUCACAAUUCCUGUUGCAAGUACAGACCCCCCAACUCAGGGAACCAUCCCCAUCCUCCUCAAGCCUGGUUCUGUUGUCGAGACCAGUCCAGGUGCCACAGGUGUCUGGUGAGCAGCUGAGAGGCAGUUGUGCCAAUCCUCCAGGAGCACCCCCGGAGGUGGAGUCCUUCCCUGGCUCCCCCAGCCCCCAGCAGGCAGCCCCUGUGCUGUUGUCACGACGCCAUCUCAACCUGGAUAGCAGCUGGGCCCUCAAGAGAAUGACCACAGGCAGCCCCUUAGCUGGACUCCAGAAAGCCCUGUCUGUGCAGAGUCUGGUGCCACAGGGUGAGAAGCCUGAUGAGGCUCUUUCACCAAGCCCAUUGCUGUCACAGGAGAUUGAGGCCCAGGAUGGCCUGGGUUCCCUGCCCAAGGCUGAUGGCUGUUUGUCUCGGUCCCACUCCUACCAGAACCCCACUGCCAGUUUCAUGGCCAAGAUGUCCCACAGCAUCUCUGUUGGAGAGAACCGGGGCCUGGCAGCUGAACCUCAAGCUCCUGCCCCCAUCCAAGUCUCACCACUCAGCAAGCUGGCCCUGCCCAGCCGGGCUCACCUGGUCCUGGACAUCCCCAAACCAUUGCCUGACCGUCCUACCCUGGCCACAUUCUCACCUGUAACCAAGGGCCGGGCCCUUGGUGAGACAGAACAGCCUGGCUCCCCAGUGGGCCUAAGAAACUCUCAGAGUACAUCUGAGAGGCGGGCCUGUUUGGGGAAAGAUACCACUCUGAAGCCUAGGACAGAGUGCCAGGCUCAUCCUGGGCCCAACAGCUGCUGUGCCCAGCAACUGCCGGUUAGCAGCCUCCUCCGAGGCCCUGAGAACUUGCAGUCCUCAUCCCCUGAGAAGACUCCCAACCCCAUGGAAUGCACCAGGCCAGGGGCAGCCCUGAGCCAAGAUUCAGAGCUGGUGGUGAACCUGGAGCAGUGUGAACAACUGGUGGCAGAGCUCUGUGGCAAUGUGCGCCAGGCUGUGCAGAUCUACCACUUGGUGGCUGGCUGCAAGAUGCCCUCAGCGGAGCAAAGUCGCAUCACUCAGCUCCUCAGAGACACCUUCUCCUCAGUGCGGCAGGAGCUAGAGUCCCUGGCUGGGGCAGUGCUGUCUAGCCCAGGCGGGAGCCCUGGGGCUGUGGGAGCUGAGCAAACACAGGCCCUGCUAGAGCAAUACUCAGAGCUGUUGCUUCGAGCUGUGGAGCAGCGCAUGGAACGCAGACUCUGAGUACCAGUCCCACGUGAAUGUUCCCCGUUUCAAACUUUAGCCCCUCCUCCACUCACCAAAACCUGCGAGGAUGCUUCGAGUGGAUAGCAGGAUCAGUGCUCAAGAGGUGAAGCAGCUUUCCCAGCUGCUCCUCACGGAGCCCCUGUAUUUAUUAAUUUAUUUCCCCGACUGUUGCCUCACUUUCUUGGAACUCCUGCCUACACAGCCCCUCCAGUGGCUCAUGGCAGGGGUAGGUCUUGGGUCUUUGUCAUCUUGGUGCUGUGAGGGUUGGGAGGGCAGCCUGCCACAUCUGGGGAAAUUGGGAAGGGCUGGCCCUCUCUUCUUAGAAAGCCAUUUGAAAUUACUGCAGGGAUCAGCUCCCUGGGGUGGAGCAUACACAGGGUACUCUGGGGUAAAGGUGAGAGGUGAUGUGGUAUUCAGUGCCCUUCAGCCAACUGCAGAGUUUUACCUCUACCUCCACUUCCCCUUCUACACCAGCUGUACUUCUCUGGCUGCCAGAGCAGGGGUGGUUUUCCCCACUCCUAGCAGUUCAUAAAGGCAGAGCUGUCUGGCUCUCCAGGGCGUCCCCAUCCAUCAGAAGAGUUGGUAUCAGGACCUGAGACCCCACAUUCCACUCCCAUUCUCCCUCCAAGAGGGCCCUAGCAUAGUCUUUGUCCCUGUGCCCCCAUCCUGUCCUGGCCAGAAUUUGUGGAGCCAGCUGUGGGACAUAGCUGCGGGACAGUAAAGCCCUUUGCUGGGCAAACAUGAAGCCCUGGCCUCCUUUCUUCAGUCCCUUGGCCUUCCCUACCCUCUAGCUCUGGUCCCAAGCAGGCUGGGGAGCCCAAAAGCCACCUUCUCCCUGCAUCCUGUGUGAUGCUCAGUCAGAAGCCUGUGUUGGAACUUCCCUCAUGGUUUACAGGGCAACGGCCCACCUUCUGAGGACCUUGGGCACAGAGGAAAUCAAUCUCUCGCUGAUGUAGGCCUGGUUUCCUCUUAUGUCCUGCCCCAACUUCACUAUCUGGCUUAUGUGGAAGUUAUAUCAAGGAGCAUGAAAAGAGAUGGAACACACUAAACCCAAAUUCUAGAUUUUUGGUGUUCACAACCUAGCUGAUAUGAGAUGGCCCAUAGGACACCAGGUUUGGGUAGAAGGAGCGUCCCUAAAGGCACUUGCUGGGCGUGUAAGGGUGUUCUGGAUACCAGAGGUUGGAUGAGAGGGAGGUACAGGGGCCAAGAGACACAUUGGAAAAGUGGUAGGUGGGACAGGUAAGUGGCAGAGGUGAGGGGAAAGGUUAGAAUUAGAAGGGGCAGUUGUUAGGGAUGAGGGAGAUAGGGCAUGGAGAGUAGGUAGGAAAGGACCAAGUAGUUAGGCAGUUGUUGAAGAGCUUGGGUGAAGAACAUGUGUCUCUGGGCCCUUCUACUUCCCUCUGCACCAGGUAAGUCAGUGCAGCUGUACCACAGCUUCAGGCUAUGAAAGUCUGUUCACCCAUACUGCUGGCUCUACGAGGAGACUUAGGAAGAAAUGGGUUAUAAAGGGUUCCCAGACACGUUGCAUCAGCCCGAGAGCACUUGAGCAGAUCCAAACUUAUCACACCCCACACCCUGUCUCUCAUGCUCUGCUACGGUCAGCUGCAUGGCCAAAUGGAAAGGAAAUCCUGGCCUAAGAAGUCUGGCAGCUGGGGGUGCGCCCCUAGCAGGGCUGCAGCUGCCUGUGAGGGUUAGAAAUCCACUUCCACUGUACCCCCAAUCCUUACACCAGCCACAGCCCACCGCAAGUAGGGCUCAGGUUGGCGCUCUGAGGCAGGUUCUUUGAUAACCCCAGCCUGUCCUGCAUGAGGAGGGAGCUACACUCCUGCUAAGAUUAGUGAGAAGGUGGCCGCUCUUUCCCUAACCUCUGUCCCAUGUGUGUGUGUUUGGGGCGGGGGGAUAGUGGGUCUUGUGGCCAGGCCGGCGCCCCGUCCCCUUCUGCAUGUCUGAGGCCACUGGUAAUUGCCGCCCCGUCCAGAUUUGCCCCGCCCCAGUUUUGAAAGCCCCUUAUUUAUAACUUUUGUACUUUGUCCAGGCCGGGGCGCUUCCCUCUUCCCCGGCUGCACGGGGCGGGAGCUGUU
Molecule: messenger RNA, 7203 nt
Organism: Cynocephalus volans (Philippine flying lemur)
Lineage: Eukaryota; Metazoa; Chordata; Mammalia; Dermoptera; Cynocephalidae
Gene: MAPKBP1
Product: mitogen-activated protein kinase binding protein 1
Exons: 32
Coding region: 575-5119 (1514 amino acids)
Biological process (GO): negative regulation of canonical NF-kappaB signal transduction; positive regulation of JNK cascade
Cellular component (GO): cytoplasm
Molecular function (GO): protein binding
Source: RefSeq, a predicted model, not a curated record